AUGGCGAAGCUCUUGGCUCUGGUGCUUGUCGGUAAGGUCGAAAAGUCAGGGCAAGAGCUUGAGGAUUCCCUGCAGAAAGUUCCGGUCGUCCAGGAUGAUCCGAGCUGGAGAUGCCGGACGUGGACCACCAGCGCCAUGGCUCAGCUGGCCCAGGAUAAUAUUCUGAGCAAAAGUUCCGUCACGGAUUGGGCUGUUAUUGAGACAGAGUGCAGAGCAUAUGCCAGCAAGAAAGAGGUUGAGGGAAGGUACGAGGCUAUCACAACAACGGUGCCAACGUAUGAUCUCAUGGCAAGAAAGGAGAUCGUGCCUUAA
Coccidioides immitis RS is the source of this 312-nucleotide messenger RNA. RefSeq lists its product as uncharacterized. The transcript is spliced from 3 exons. The coding region runs from base 1 to 312 and encodes 103 amino acids. The record is from RefSeq and is a predicted model, not a curated record. NCBI's taxonomy places the organism in Eukaryota, Fungi, Ascomycota, Eurotiomycetes, Onygenales, Onygenaceae.